GAACCUUAUUCGGCUUUUUCGAAUUUGCUCUACUUCCACCACGAUGACCAACCCUUCUAGGUCUGGUGGGCACGAGUACGCUGUCGUUGCCGGUGGCGAUGAGUACGAGACAUUGCUACCUACACAUGCAAAGCAGGAACACGACGAUGAGCCUAAACCUCCAACCUCUUGGCUCACUAGACGUUCUUUCUCACUUCUUCACUUCGUCAGCGCCUUUGCAGGAGGUGUUUUUACUUGUAUACUCCUACAAUACGCUUUGUUCGGCAGGGCCAGUGUAUCCUCAUGUGGUUCCGAUACCCUUGAGAUUGUUAGUACCCAUCGGGAAGCAGCAGCACCUCCGUGGGUCGGUUCAACAACGGUACAUCACUACCCUCCGUUAUCCCCGACCAAUGUGUUCCCCAGCCUGUUCCCAACCGACGUUGGUUUCGCUGGUGGAACCCCCACAGGCGGAGAACCGGCAGUCAUUGUGACCGCUCCCAGCUAUCCUAUCCACACUGGGGCGGCACAACUCGUUGUCCCAGAGUCUUCAGGACCACACAACCACAGUCACUUCGACUUAUUUCAAAAGUGGGGAAAUCUUUCCCCUUGGUAUAGCAUCAAAAAGGGUGGAUUUGGAAUCGAUUCAGGACCAGAGGUCCCCGAUACGUGUAGAGUUACGGGUCUACAUUUCUUGCAUAGACACGGAGCAAGGUAUCCGACUGCUUCGGCUUCUUAUGCUGGACCUGCGACCCUUGCUAAACGGCUCAACCAAGCCGCUAGUCAAUGGACAGCAUCAGGCGAUUUGAACUUCUUGAACGAGUGGACGUACAAAUUGGGCGAAGAAUUGCUCACACCAUUUGGACGACAACAACUCUUUGAUCUCGGAAUCUCCAUGCGCCUCAAAUACGGCUUCCUGUUGGAAAAUUUCACGGAUACCAACACAAUUCCAGUAUUCAGAACCGAAUCUCAGGAUCGCAUGCUUCACUCAGCUCUCAAUUUUGCUUUAGGAUUUUUUGGUCUCCCACUCGAAGGUCAAUACCAGCAGAGCAUCACUAUUGAGGCCCCUGGGUUCAACAAUACUCUAGCGCCUUACUAUAGCUGCCGGAAUACUGGCCGUAGCUCUGUUGCCGACCGUGGUACCUGGUAUGUUAAACGUUGGGCCGAGAAGUACUUGCAGUCUGCCAGAAAACGUCUCCAAGCUCAGAUACCCGGUUACGAGUUGACCAUAGAAGACGUUUUUACUAUGCAGCAGAUGUGCGCAUAUGAGACUGUUGCUAUCGGCUACUCCAAGUUCUGCGAAUUGUUCACUGAAGAGGAGUGGGAAGGGUUCAAUUACGCAUUUGAUCUGUCGUUUUGGUACAACUCUGCCUUCGGGUCUCCGGUCGGACGCGUUCAGGGUGCAGGAUGGGUGCGAGAAAUGAUUAGCCGUUUGGAACGCAAACCUGUCACUCAGGAAGAUAAUAAGUUCUCGAUGAACUUCACACUCGACGGUGAUAUACGGACUUUCCCGGUCAACCAGAGUCUAUACGUAGAUGCCACCCACGAAGUGGUCGUCCUAAACAUCAUCACUGCGCUAAACUUGACGAAUUUCGCGCAAGACGGACCGUUACCUUUCGACCAUAUUCCUAAGAACAGAAAAUUCCGAGUGACCCAGCUGGCCCCAUUCGCGACAAACAUCCAGUUCCAACUCUUAUCGUGUGACUCGCAACCAGGGCCACAAAUCAGAGUGAUAAUCAAUGACGGUGUUACCCCACUGUCCGGUAUCGAAGGAUGUCCUUCCAAUAACAAUGGUAUGUGCCCAGUGGAAACAUUUGUGCGCGCGCAGAAGAAGCUACUCGAUACGGUUGAUUGGGACUGGGCCUGCAAUGGCGAUUGGGACGUUGAAGAAGGACCGAAAUGGGAGACGGUGACGGGUGAUCCACCAGCGAAAGGGACUGUAUAGGGUGGCGUACAUAGACCGAGUUAACUUGCUACGGCCGCGCGUUUGGCUCUCUUAACAGGUCAACGCAUUACCCUUACCGUGUUUAUUUCCGUAGUAAUCUACAGAUUGAAUACACAACUCGCCC
This is a messenger RNA of Marasmius oreades (fairy-ring Marasmius), 2045 nucleotides long. RefSeq lists its product as uncharacterized. Lineage: Eukaryota; Fungi; Basidiomycota; Agaricomycetes; Agaricales; Marasmiaceae. Bases 44 to 1921 code for a protein of 625 amino acids. Gene Ontology annotation, molecular function: acid phosphatase activity. The transcript has 12 exons. The record is from RefSeq and is a predicted model, not a curated record.